CAAAGUGCUUCCGGUUGGUGGGGACACGUCACUCAUUCGACUGAGGAAGACGAACAGUGCAAAAAUCGCCUUCUAGUAAAAAAUAUCCUGUAACCAUGUCGAAUUCGGUCAUAUCAGUGAUCUCUCGGUUCCUGGAGGAAUACACCACCACGACGCCCAACAAGCUGAAAGUGGUGGACGCGUAUUUGUUGUACAUCUUGCUGACCGGAGCGCUGCAGUUCCUGUACUGUCUGCUCGUUGGCACCUUCCCCUUCAACAGCUUUCUUUCGGGCUUCAUCUCAUGUGUGGGCUCUUUCAUUCUCGCAGUGUGUCUUCGUAUCCAGAUCAACCCACAGAACAAAGGAGACUUCCUGUCUAUCUCCCCAGAGAGAGCCUUUGCUGACUUUCUAUUCGCUCACACCGUCCUGCAUCUUGUUGUGAUGAAUUUCAUUGGUUGAAAAGACGUGCAUCCAACUAAUACUGUCCCCCUCUCAGAAGGUCAAGACAAGAGAAGUUAUCAAAACUCUCCUUCAAGACUUGAUGCUACAUCUGGUUUUUGGCCAUUGAUUUGGAAAAAGUACAACCCAUCAUCUACACUGAAUUAAUUGCACCUUGUCACAUAUGGUGCAUUGCAGUUUUCGUACUGAUAAUGGUUAAUUUCUGUCAUUCUUUUUUUUAAAUGUUAAAAUUUGUAAAGCAUUCCCUUUUGCACUGAGACAAAGAAAUAAAAAGAACUGAAAUGGCGA
Molecule: messenger RNA, 725 nt
Organism: Thunnus maccoyii (southern bluefin tuna)
Lineage: Eukaryota; Metazoa; Chordata; Actinopteri; Scombriformes; Scombridae
Gene: dad1
Product: defender against cell death 1
Exons: 3
Coding region: 96-437 (113 amino acids)
Biological process (GO): protein N-linked glycosylation
Cellular component (GO): oligosaccharyltransferase complex; membrane
Source: RefSeq, a predicted model, not a curated record